AUGGCGAGCGAAAAGACGCCCGUCGACGUUCAGCCUACCGACAGGCUGCAAACGAGCCUGGACGAAAAGGCGACGGAGAAGCCAGAGAUUGCCGCCAAGGAUGAUGCCGCAUCGACUGACACGGCCGAGAGAGUCAAGGGACACCCCGUCAUUCGAAAUGGCGAGGACGUCUCCAAAUACCUGGUCUCGGAUCGCGAUGAUGGCGACCCAGCACUGACGUUUCGCUCCAUCUUCCUCGGCACCGUCUUCACGGCCUUGUCCAGCGUCAUCACCAUGCUCUACGUCUUCAAGCCGACGCAGAUGCAAGUCUCUGCCGUCUUCCUCCAGCUCCUCAUCUUCCUCUUCGGCGAGGCCUGGGCCUACGGCACGCCCAACCCCUCACGCUUCCGCAGCCCUGCCGUCCAGCGCGUCCUCCGCUUCCUCAACUCCGGCCAGUCGUUCGGCAUCAAGGAGCACGUCGUCGCCUCGCUCAUCGCCUCCUCUGGCAACAAUGGCCUGUCCGGCGUCGAGAUCUACGCCGUCGAGCGACUCUUCUACGACCGCGCCGUCAGUGCCUCCACAGCUGUGCUUGCCACAUUCUCCAUCUCCCUCUGCGGUUUCGUCCUCGCCGGUGUACUGCGUCCGCUCAUCGUCUACCCGGCCGAGAUGGUCUACUGGACCACCCUUCCGCAGGUCGUACUCUUCCAGAACCUGCACUUUGACCGCGCCGCCAACCGCGCCCGCCUCGCCAAGUUCUGCUGGGCCCUCGGCCUCGCCGCCGUCUGGGAGAUUUUCCCCGCCUAUAUCAUGACUUGGCUCGGCGGCAUCUCCAUCUUCUGCCUGGCCUCGAUGGGUGCGCCCGAGCAGACGCGCACAACCUUCGGCCGCAUCUUCGGCGGCGCCUCGUCGAACGAGGGGCUUGGCCUCCUCAACUUCAGCCUCGAUUGGCAGUACAUCCAGAGCACGUACCUGUCGCUGCCGCUCAAGCAGCAGCUCAACACCUGGAUCGGCUACGCCAUCUGGUACGUCGUGGUGCCCGUGCUCUGGUACCGCAACGUCUGGGACGCGAAAAAGUUCCCCUUCAUGUCCACCUCGCUCUUCUCCAGCAACGGCACGCGCUUCGUCACCACCUCGAUCCUCAACGACCGCGGCACCAUCGACUACGACAAGCUCGCCCGCGUCGGCGUCCCCCAGCUCACCUCCACCACCGCCUGGGGCUACCUGACCGCCAGCCUCGCCAUGGGCGCGCUGAUCACGCACGUCAUCCUCUUCUACGGCCCGGGCAUGGUCCAAGCGUGGAAGCAGGCCCGCGCGCGCACGCAGCCCGACAUCCACUACCAAAAGAUGCUCAAGUACAAGGAGGUCCCGAUGUGGUGGUACCUCGCGCUUUUCGUGCUCACCUUCAUCGCCGGCCUCGUCGUCAACAUCCGGGGCGACACGACGCUGCCCGUCUGGGGCUACAUCAUCUCGCUGCUCCUCGGCGCCGUCAUCGCGCCCUUCUCGUGCAUCCUCUACGGCCUGUACGGCACCGGCAUCGGCACCAACCAAAUCUCCAAGAUGGUCGCCGGCGCGACGCACCCGGGCCGCCCGCUCGCCAACCUCUACUUCGCCAGCUGGUCGCACCAAGUGAUCCUGCUCGCCGUCAACCUCGCCAACUGGCUCAAGGUCGGCCAGUACACCAAGGUGCCGCACCGCGUCAUGUUCUUCACCCAGAUCUACGGCACCCUGCUCGGCGCCGGCCUCAACUACGCCGUCAUGACCUCCAUCGUCUCCGCCCAGCGCGAGGUCCUCCUCGACCCCCUCGGCACCAACGUCUGGAGCGGCUCCACCAUGCAGAGCCUCAACGCCCAGGCCAUCACCUGGGCGCUCGCCACCGAGAUGUACGGCCGCCACGGCCGUUACUUCGUCGUCCCGCUCGGCCUGCUCAUCGGCGCCGUCUUCCCCGUCGUCCACUGGGCGCUCUGCCGCGCGUACCCGCGCAUCCGCAAGUGGCCCAUCAACACCACGUUCAUCCUGCAGUACAUGGGCACCACCUACUUUGGCAACACCUCCUGGCUGUGGUCCUCUUUCGCCGUCGGCGCCUUCUCCCAGCUCUGGCUGCGGAAGCGCUACCCGCGCAUCUACAACGAGUACAACUACCUCAUCGGCGCGGCGCUCGACGGCGGCUCGCAGAUUGUCAUCUUUAUCCUGUCCUUUGCCGUCUUCGGCGCGAGCGGCCAGUCGCACCCUUUCCCGACGUGGUGGGGCAAUCCGGCGGGCAACCCGGACCACUGCAUAUAA
Messenger RNA from Cordyceps fumosorosea ARSEF 2679, 2259 nucleotides. RefSeq names its product OPT peptide transporter Mtd1. Gene Ontology annotation, biological process: transmembrane transport. Gene Ontology annotation, molecular function: oligopeptide transmembrane transporter activity. NCBI's taxonomy places the organism in Eukaryota, Fungi, Ascomycota, Sordariomycetes, Hypocreales, Cordycipitaceae. The transcript has 3 exons. Bases 1 to 2259 code for a protein of 752 amino acids. The record is from RefSeq and is a predicted model, not a curated record.